AUGAGAGAUAUCACUAAUUGUCAUGGCUCAACCACAUCAACCAACCAUCACAAACUUCAUAUUUCGAAUGAUAUACCCAAAUCCAAUACAGCAAAAGUGAAUUAUCUCACGAGCCCAAUUGGACCCACUAGAACAAGGGAAGUUCAUCAAGACCCUUUACAUGAUCUUAUAAUGGAAGGUCGAACUAAAUUAUCAAAAGUUAAAAUUACAUUGCCUGAAAAAGAAGAUUUUGAAACAACAACUUCAAUUGCAAAUAAAGAUAAGACAAGCUUUCAUAUAUUUGAAGAUAAGAAUCUAAAUGAUGAUGAUAACAAAGUAACUCCAGGUAAUAAUGAUAAUUCCCAAAUUGAUGAAAGACCUUCAAUGCAAUCAACUCCAACAAAAGUGAAACAACUACAAAAAGAUUCUCUAUUACCUGUCACUCCACCGUCUAUAAAGUCUUCAAAAAUUCAAAAAUUAAAGCAAAAUACGAGUAAGAAAAUGCAACAAAAAAAGUUAAAUAUAUUAGGUCAAAUAAAUCAGACUGGUAAUAAAGAUGACGAAAUAGAUCAGGAAGUUGAAGAUGAUUUAGCUUGUCAUGCAAACCAUAUUUUGAGAAUGGCAAUAGAUUCAACGAUGUUUAAUUCAAUGAAUUCGUCAAUGACUUUACAAAAUAUUACUUUGAAUAACAAUGAUGAGAGCCUUGUAUAUGAAUCAAAAUUUAAUGGGGACGUAAAUUCUCGUAUAAUUGACAUAAAUGACGAAGAAAUAAGAGCUGCUGUCAAUGACUAA
Messenger RNA from Lodderomyces pseudojiufengensis, 771 nucleotides. RefSeq lists its product as uncharacterized. The coding region runs from base 1 to 771 and encodes 256 amino acids. The transcript has a single exon. The record is from RefSeq and is a predicted model, not a curated record. NCBI's taxonomy places the organism in Eukaryota, Fungi, Ascomycota, Pichiomycetes, Serinales, Debaryomycetaceae.